GCCAUCCUCUGGGACCCCAAGUUUACCUCGCGAGCGCCCCCGGGCAGUCUCAAGCCAGUCCACGCCGGCACUCUUGUAGCCCCGCAGCGCACCGACUCGUCCAUCAGCGUCCGCAACCUCGGCGACGGCCACACUGUGCCCAUUGUACCUACCAUGGACAACAGAAGACACCCCAGCUCCUUCCAGCAGCUGGAGAAGCUUGGUGAGGGAACAUAUGCUACUGUGUUCAAGGGUCGCAACCGCCAGACGGGCGAGCUGGUAGCCCUGAAAGAGAUACAUCUUGACUCGGAGGAAGGCACGCCCUCGACCGCUAUCCGCGAGAUCUCGCUCAUGAAGGAGCUGCGACACGAGAACAUUGUCCUGCUACACGAUGUCAUACAUACUGAGAACAAGCUCAUGCUGGUCUUCGAAUUCAUGGACAAGGAUCUCAAGAGGUAUAUGGACUCGCGGGGUGACCGCGGUGCUCUGGAUCCUGCAACCAUCAAGUCCUUCAUGUACCAGCUGCUGAAAGGAAUCGCUUUUUGCCACGAGGCCCGCGUCCUCCACCGUGAUCUGAAGCCCCAGAACCUCCUGAUCAACAACCGCGGCCAGCUGAAGUUGGCCGACUUCGGUCUCGCUCGCGCUUUCGGCAUCCCCGUAAAUACCUUCUCAAAUGAAGUCGUAACUCUAUGGUACCGUGCCCCUGACGUCCUGCUCGGCAGCAGAACCUACAACACAAGUAUCGAUAUCUGGUCGGCAGGCUGCAUCAUGGCUGAGAUGUACACUGGGCGGCCACUCUUUCCAGGAACCACCAACGAGGACCAGGUUCAGAAGAUCUUCAGGCUUAUGGGCACACCAUCUGAACGAUCAUGGCCGGGCAUCUCGCAGCUGCCAGAGUACAAGAACAACUUUCCUGUUUACCACACCCAGGACCUACGCCUUAUACUGCCACAAGUCGACCAGGUCGGUCUCAGCCUCCUCAACUGUAUGCUCCAGUUGCGGCCAGAGAUGCGCAUAUCCGCUGCGAACGCACUUCAGCAUCCCUGGUUCAGUGACCUGCCACAGAGGCAGCAGGAAAUGGCGCAGAUGCAAGCACAGGCCCAGGCUCAGGCCCAGCAACCGCAGAUGGGUGGCUACCAAGUGCCUCAGAACGCCUACUAG
Alternaria alternata is the source of this 1140-nucleotide messenger RNA. Its product is annotated as Pkinase-domain-containing protein. Gene Ontology annotation, molecular function: ATP binding; cyclin-dependent protein serine/threonine kinase activity. The transcript has 2 exons. The annotation marks the transcript as partial. Lineage: Eukaryota; Fungi; Ascomycota; Dothideomycetes; Pleosporales; Pleosporaceae. Gene Ontology annotation, cellular component: nucleus; cytoplasm. The record is from RefSeq and is a predicted model, not a curated record. Gene Ontology annotation, biological process: protein phosphorylation.